This is a messenger RNA of Laetiporus sulphureus 93-53, 507 nucleotides long. RefSeq names its product mitochondrial 30S ribosomal protein S12. Lineage: Eukaryota; Fungi; Basidiomycota; Agaricomycetes; Polyporales; Laetiporaceae. The record is from RefSeq and is a predicted model, not a curated record. The transcript is spliced from 3 exons. Gene Ontology annotation, cellular component: small ribosomal subunit; ribosome. Gene Ontology annotation, biological process: translation. The coding region runs from base 1 to 507 and encodes 168 amino acids. Gene Ontology annotation, molecular function: structural constituent of ribosome.
AUGCUGUCUGCACUUCGGGCGUUGUCGCGUCCGCUUCAACGGCAGUCGACAUUCUCUCUGCUGCAACAGAACUUCUAUCAAAAUGCUACAUUACCUUCGCUAUCCCGUUUCUUCCAUCCCUCGCUACCUGCCGCCGUCACCCUAAACCAGUCUACACGGCGGAAGCCACCGAAGAAGGCGAAGAAGCCUAGGUCGCCUCUGUUAGAGGGAAACUCACAGAAAAAGGGCGUCAUCAGCUCUGUCUUCAUUCUGAAGCCGAAGAAGCCCAACUCCGCCAAGCGGAAGGUCGCUCGAGUAAAGCUCACUUCUGGGAAGACCCUCCAGGCGUAUGUCCCUGGCGAAGGACAUAACUUGCAGGAGCACGGUGUGGUGCUCGUGAGAGGAGGUCGUGCGCAGGAUUUGCCCGGUGUUCGAUAUAAACUUGUCCGCGGAGCGUACGAUUUUGGUCCUGUGGUGAACAGAUUGACAGCGCGGAGUCGAUACGGAGCGAAGAAGCCGAAGCAGUAG